UCCUUCAACCAUGUCCCGUCGCCCUACGUCCUCAACGCCGUCAUGUCUCAUCUCCCGAAUCACAAAUCCCAUAUCAUUUCUUCCCCUCCCCGGUAACGCCCACUGUAGCUUCGUUCCCCCACCAAAUCCCAAACCUCCUUUUGAAAACUUCGACACUCUGCGAUACGUCCCUGCCUUUCUCUGUUUCUUCGCGGUGGAUACGAGUAGCAGCUGCCAUGAGCCCAACGGACACUGCAAAUAUGGGGUCGAUACGUCUGUUGUUUUGAGAUAGUAAGCACAGGUGUGGGUUGGCGCGGCGUCGGAAGGGAAGAAGAUAGGAUAGGAUAAGGGAGGAGCGGAGCGAAGGGAACGGACUUUGAGAUGAUGUGUUGGUACGCCAUUUUUCGAGAUUGUUCCCGAUUUGAUAAUUGAAGACGUUUCGUAUAGAAAUAAUAUGCGAGGGUGGCUCGAUCUGCAGUACUGGGAGUUGUUGUUUUGAUCAAGUUGCGCGGCGGUGGAUGUCCGUUGCACGCACUUCAGUCCUUCCCAGGCUCCCAAUAUCUUUAGUAGGUUACCUUUGUCCUC
This is a messenger RNA of Periconia digitata, 564 nucleotides long. Lineage: Eukaryota; Fungi; Ascomycota; Dothideomycetes; Pleosporales; Periconiaceae. The record is from the annotation of a GenBank genome assembly.